Molecule: messenger RNA, 729 nt
Organism: Tribolium castaneum (red flour beetle)
Lineage: Eukaryota; Metazoa; Arthropoda; Insecta; Coleoptera; Tenebrionidae
Gene: Tapdelta
Product: Translocon-associated protein delta
Exons: 2
Coding region: 122-622 (166 amino acids)
Cellular component (GO): membrane; endoplasmic reticulum; endomembrane system
Source: RefSeq, a predicted model, not a curated record
UUCGCUCCAAAUCAUCACAUGUCACUUUGACAACUCCAAUCGUCAAAGCACAACUACGUGGCUAACUUUCGACAAUUUUGUGACUUAACAUUCAUUUCUGAACCAACACGCCGUAAAGACAAUGUUCCGCUCAUUCAUAAUCGCAAGUAUCUUUGCCUUUAGCGCCGUGUUUUGUGAGACUUGCACGAAACCCGAAGUAACCUCAACUUCCUUCACCACACAAGAUGCCACGAUUGUCACCAACAUCGCCUACAUUGCCGAUUUCACCCUCAAGUGCAGCAACGGGCAAGUUCCGCCCUUGUACGCCGAAGUGAACGGGAACAUUGUCCCGGUUUCGGUGGUUGGACCCAACCAAUACCAGAUUAGUUGGACUGAAGACAUCAAAACGGCGCGCAGUGGCGACAAGUUAGUGCGCGUUUUGGACGAAGACGGCUUUGCAGCGGCCCGCAAAGCCCUCAGAUCGGGAGAAGAUCUAUCAGGAGUCUCCUCCAUAGCUGACGUGGUCAUCAACUACCCAGGUGCCUAUAAUGGCCCAUGGUUAAAGAGUGAACUUCUGGCAACUUUGGUCUCACUGGUUGUCGCAUACUUUGCCAUUUCGUUCAAAUUGAAAGUUACAGCUUAGUUCAUUGUUGACCAUUUGUUAUUAUUUAUUUCACCAAUUGUGCUGUACAGAAAUGCAUGUUUUAUACGAUACAGUUAUUUUUUCAAUAAACAUCUUGGAAAGAUUAA